AUGGAACUGCAGGAGAUGUUUCGUUACGGAUACAUGUUCCCGCCUAGGGAGGAGGAGGUGGUCUCCUGCGGCUACCUGGACCUGCCGAGCUACACGUCGUACCCGAAGGGCAAGGCGAACCUGCCGCCGGUGAGCACGUUCACGGUGCCGCAGUGCAUCGUCUACGACAGCAACGGCAGCGACGGCUGGCACACGCCUAGCCCGACGGCCAGCCUCCGGUCGGUCAGCCCGGCGACAACCCUUUCGAUAUCCUCGGAGCCCGACACCGUCGCCGCACCGGUCACCUAUCGGCUCCUAGGCUCUGUGGACGAGCUCGGCAAACGUUACGCGAAGAGGAGCCACGCCGCCGUCGGGUCCCAGCAACCGGCCCAAACCGGCGGCAUCGAGCUGGCCGAAGGCGGCAACAGCAUGGACGCGGACACCGACGGCACCCUCGACCCCGAGGCCGACCCCGAUCUAGACAAGGCGCAGUCGCGGCGCGACAGCGUCGUCAGCAACUCCAGCAGCGACAGGAUCGUCGACGCCGACAGCGAGGACGACGUCGAGAUGAGCGACGGGCCCGAUCACGUCCGUUCGGACGAGAACGACGGCGGCCGGGACGUCGUCAGGAGGCGCGGCAAGUACGUCAGCUCCACCGUGGUCAGGAAACGCAGGCUGGCCGCAAACGCGAGGGAACGCAGGCGGAUGCAGAACCUGAACAAGGCGUUCGACAGGCUCAGGGCGUAUCUGCCGUCCUUGGGGAACGACAGACAGCUAUCCAAGUACGAGACGCUUCAAAUGGCCCAGUCUUAUAUCACCGCGCUCUACGAUCUCCUGCAAUGA
Molecule: messenger RNA, 822 nt
Organism: Megalopta genalis
Lineage: Eukaryota; Metazoa; Arthropoda; Insecta; Hymenoptera; Halictidae
Gene: ato
Product: atonal
Biological process (GO): sensory organ development; axon development; positive regulation of transcription by RNA polymerase II
Cellular component (GO): nucleus
Molecular function (GO): DNA-binding transcription factor activity, RNA polymerase II-specific; protein dimerization activity; E-box binding
Source: RefSeq, a predicted model, not a curated record